GCACACUUUGUUAGUUUUGUCCGAUAAGCCAACCGGACAAACUUGUGUUGAAUUCCUUCCUCGUGUGGGCCUUUUUGCCUAGUGUUACCAUCAACGGAGAGGGGGCGGAUUCCCAAAAUGCAUUCCUCAGCCGGAUUUUCAGCCAGCUCUCCUGUGCUUUUCUUUAGGUCCAAAAGCCGACGACCAGCGGCGGUGCCAUAUCUAUUUUAUAAAAGGGCAGGUUACCUUGGGCUUGCUUGAACACAUCAGAACACACAUCACCACCACUACCAGUGCAACUACAAAAGCAAAGGCCCCUUACCAGCCUUCCUCCAUCGCCUUUGAUCAUUUACCAAUAAACACAUCACAUCGUUUUAGAAAUGGCACCAAAAACAUUCCUCGCUUCGAUUGCUGGCGCUGUUCUUUUGGCAUCGGCUGCUAUUGCUGCGCCCAGCUAUUACAACCAUGGGGGUCACAACGACUAUUACGAAGACAGCAAAUACGACAAUGAAUACUACAAAGACGAUUACAACAAAGUCUCUUACCACCAAGACAACUACGACCGCUACUGCCACGGCUACGUUCACAAGCCAACCUACGAUAACGAGGGCCGCGGUUGGGGCUACGAGAAUGGCCAGUGGUGCUUGAUUUCCGAGGAGGGCCAGUACGGAUCCCACUACAACAAUGGCCACGAAUCGUACCACAACGGUUAUGGAGAGUCAAAGCACAAGAGUUUUAUCAGCAAUGGUUACGGAGACUCACCCCGUAAAGGCUACUAUGCUGCCCGCCCUUACGCGGGUGCUACCUACCAGGAGCCUCCCCACCACGAAGAAGAGUACCGCGAAGAAGAGUACCACGAAUACAACGAGUACUACGAUGAGGGCAAGUACGAUGUUUACAAGGCUGUCAUGUGCGGCGAAAAGGAAGUCCCUUUUGUAGUCAAGGGUGAAGCCGGCUUUGGUCAUGGAUUGGUCCUUUUGGACAGGCAUACCAAGGAGAUCAAGUUUGCCGCGACCCACUUCAACAUUGCCCCUCUGACAAAGAUCCACAUCCACGGCCCCGCACCUCCCAACAAGAAUGCGUCCGUCCUGUUUGAUCUUUUCCCUCAACCAAAAUUUUCAACGCAAGAAAACCCUGUUCGUAACCCCCAAAAGAUUGUGUUGAACGACGAUCAACACAAGUGGCUUGCCCAGGGUCUGCUCUACGUUAACCUUCACAAUGCUGCUCACCCUGACGGUGCUGUUCGCGGAAACCUGCUGUGCGCCAGCAGGUCUUGUGAGGGACCGCGCGGGGUUGAAGUGGCUCGUUUCGUUGACGAUGGUAUCUGCAACAGGGCCAUCUUCGCUUCUGGGUACGGAUACUAGUUUAAAGUAUAUGUGUAAUUCCUGUAAUACGGACCAUUUUUGGGGAUUUUGUUUGUAAAGGGGAUCUGGGCGUUGUAGGACCUUAGAAGUUUCUGAUUCUCCCUUGUAUAGUUUUUACAUCGUUUUUUUUUUUUAAAACAGACCUGUCAAUGUCAUCGCUGA
Messenger RNA from Spizellomyces punctatus DAOM BR117, 1505 nucleotides. RefSeq lists its product as uncharacterized. The record is from RefSeq and is a predicted model, not a curated record. The transcript has a single exon. NCBI's taxonomy places the organism in Eukaryota, Fungi, Chytridiomycota, Chytridiomycetes, Spizellomycetales, Spizellomycetaceae. The coding region runs from base 360 to 1343 and encodes 327 amino acids.